AAACCCUAGGCGCUCAACGUCGCCUCCUAUAUAUAUAGUACAAAAACCCCUAACCCUUUUCUGUUUUCACUUCCGCAGGCCAAGAUGUCGAAGCGAGGUCGUGGAGGAUCGGCCGGAAACAAGUUCCGGAUGUCGCUGGGUCUUCCAGUGGCAGCGACGGUGAACUGUGCCGAUAACACCGGGGCGAAGAACCUUUACAUCAUAUCGGUGAAGGGGAUCAAGGGUCGCCUGAACAGGUUGCCUUCGGCUUGUGUGGGCGAUAUGGUGAUGGCUACUGUCAAGAAAGGGAAGCCUGAUCUCCGGAAGAAGGUCAUGCCCGCCGUCAUCGUCCGGCAACGCAAGCCGUGGCGCCGAAAGGAUGGCGUCUACAUGUACUUUGAAGACAAUGCUGGUGUCAUCGUGAACCCAAAGGGAGAAAUGAAAGGUAUGGUUAAGCAUAUGGAAUUGUUACUUUUAAAGGCAUCUGUACUGAUGGUACCGAGAACAGAACCUUUCAAAAGUCAAAAUUGAUGGCCUCAAUGUUGAAUUGAAAUCAUAAAAUCAGACAUUAAUUUCUCUCUGCCUCUAUCCUGGAAAACUAAUAUGCCUGCCUUUUCUUUCAAUAUCCUACCUUUGUGGUAAAGAAAAUUUUGCAUACAUAAUUAUGAUAUUGGAAAUGGAUGGUUAAUAUUUUUCUUUCUGGUUGUUGAUUGGUGAUUUUUAGGUUCGGCUAUUACUGGUCCAAUUGGUAAGGAGUGUGCUGAUCUGUGGCCCAGGAUUGCCAGCGCAGCAAAUGCCAUUGUUUAAGAACUUUAAUUACCGUACAUUUUGAUUAAUUUGGUUGGGAUGUUGCUUUAUUUUUAAAUUUUGUUAGGAAAACAGGAAAGUACUUUGUCUCAAAUAGUUUGGUUUAAGGUGUACUAUGGUUGAAUGAGUAUGUUUUCGAUUACACCACA
Vitis vinifera (wine grape) is the source of this 935-nucleotide messenger RNA. RefSeq names its product large ribosomal subunit protein uL14. NCBI's taxonomy places the organism in Eukaryota, Viridiplantae, Streptophyta, Magnoliopsida, Vitales, Vitaceae. The transcript has 3 exons. Gene Ontology annotation, molecular function: large ribosomal subunit rRNA binding; structural constituent of ribosome. Gene Ontology annotation, cellular component: cytosolic large ribosomal subunit; ribosome. Gene Ontology annotation, biological process: translation. Bases 85 to 510 code for a protein of 141 amino acids. The record is from RefSeq and is a predicted model, not a curated record.